Molecule: messenger RNA, 691 nt
Organism: Ilex paraguariensis (yerba mate)
Lineage: Eukaryota; Viridiplantae; Streptophyta; Magnoliopsida; Aquifoliales; Aquifoliaceae
Source: the annotation of a GenBank genome assembly
AUGGCUUCUGAAGCUGGAGAAAAACCAGAGUCUGGUAGCAAGCUAGUGAUGGCGACAAAGCCGCAGAGUUGGGUGCUUCCAAUGCUGAGACUGUUGGCAUUUUCGGCCACAGCAUCGGCUGCACUUGUAAUGGCGCUCAACAAACAGACUAAAACCUUCGUUGUUGCCACUAUUGGAAAUACCCCACUGAAAGCCACUCUCACGGCCAAGUUCCAACAUACCCCAGCAUUUGUGUUCUUUGUGAUAGUUAAUGGGAUGGCCAGUCUCCAUAGCUUGUUGAUGCUAGCUGUGGACUUUAUUGGACCCAAAUAUGAUAUCAUCGGACUCCGCUUCUUGGUGAUUGCAAUUUUAGACAUGUUGAAUGUGGCUCUGCUGUCUGGUGGAGCAAGUGCAGCGGCAUUCAUGGGACAGCUAGGAAAGAAUGGUAAUUCACAUGCAAGAUGGAAUAAAAUCUGCGACAAAUUCGACACCUUCUGCGACCAUGGAGGCGGCGCCAUGAUCGCCUCUUUCAUCGGGCUGGCUCUCUUGAUGAUCAUCACUGCAAUCUCCAUCAACAAACUCAAAAACCAGUUCAACAACUGUGUUGUUCCAUGAUUAAAUGCUUUCAUCCGCUUGCAUAAGCUCCUGUGUGUUGUGUAUUUCUGUGUUUCCUCCAUGUUAGUGUGAUGCUAUUCCGGGCAGGUAGUUAUUG